Molecule: messenger RNA, 2942 nt
Organism: Moneuplotes crassus
Lineage: Eukaryota; Ciliophora; Spirotrichea; Euplotida; Euplotidae
Source: the annotation of a GenBank genome assembly
AUAAUUAUUGAAAAUAUACAUAAAGAAGGUAAGCCACCCUAAUAACUUCCUCCAUUCACUCCAGCCCUUCGUCUUCCUCACUCCUGCAUCCAUCCAAAACUGCCCAUUCAUAAGCUGUUUUUCCCAGCUAAAAAUUUAAUGCGCCCAGAUCCCCAGUACAAAAUUUAUCCAAACUUUUAUGAAUAUACUAGUUAAGCCUACUGUGGGUUACUCUAAAAGAUUUUUAAUAUCUGAAAAUGGCUGGAAUAGCUCAAGGAGUUGACUGAAGAGGGAUUUGAGCGGGGAUUGCAAGGUUUUAGGAAUUAGUAUGAGACAUUGUGAUAUUUUGGCCAAAAAUAACAUCCUAGCUUUCUGAACUUCUUUAUUAUCUUUGCUCAUUAGACUGCCUAUUCGAUUUAUUUCGAUUAUUAGAAGAUGUUUUGAGUCGGCUAGCUUGAGCUAAAAGAUUUCUUAAUUCUAUAAAUAUUGUCUCUGCUUGACCUAGGAAAUUUUCAUAAUGCCUUAAAAAUUAAAGACUUUAUUACUUUUUCCUGAAAGGACUGGGUAUUGUAAGGAGAACACUUGACAUUUUUUAUUUAAUUUGUGAUUAAAAUUAUUACAUCUUUGAAGCUGUCCAGGCUCUAGGGUUAACUUUUCAAAAAAUUCAUCGCAAACCUCCUGAUUUCAGCGAAAAUUCAUAAUUUUUCCUGAUCUAGUACUCUGAGAGGCAGGAUGGACUUAGCUAGUAGGGUAAUUUCCGCCAAUUUAUUACAGGCUAAAUCCACCAAACCUAAAAGGCAACUGGCAUUGAUCUCUUUUAAGGUACUAUGCUAAGAAUGUUUAGUGACAUUUUUCCACAAAUCUCAUAAUUCGGUGUAAAUUUUAAAUUACCCAACCGAUUAGUAAAUUCUUUCCGUACCAAUCAGGUUUGCCCGUCUUACUCUUUAACAAGCCUUGCUGGUUGCCAGGCUUCAUGUAGUAAGUUUUAAAGCAGAUUAGAGCUUUUCAUACAUUUUGAAAAUCUAUCAUAACGAGAAUCUUUUAAAUAUUUUUGAGAAGCAAACUUCGAAUGAGCCCUCAGCCUCCUUGAGAUAUAUUUUGACCGCGAAAUUAGGUGAACGGCAUAUUUAGAUAUCCAAACCUGCCUCUAGCAGUUCUUUAGUAGAUUAACAGCCUGAAGACAGCACUCGAGGUUAGAGAGGGCUCAGCCAAUAGUAGAGGUUAAUUUAGUAGUGGCUUAGAGAAGAGAACAAAAAUAAAUCAGCCUUAAGAGGAAAGUUGUUUGAGGUAGAGAUUUUAAGCAAGAUGCUUAGGUUGAAGGCUUUCACUCUUUUGCUGAUGAUAGGAUAAGAAUUUAGCAUCAGGUUAUUUCUAUUAAUUAUGAAAUACUAAAUAUCUUAAAAUUUUAAGAAUGGUGUAGAGUGGGUUAAGAUGAGUUGGUAAAGUUGUUAAUUUAUUCAAAAUUCGUACUAUAAACCCUACAAAUAUCCCAUAAAAAUACUUUUAAGCUCCUUCAAAAUCAAGUCUCUUGUGACCCUCAAGCUCUUAUACCUCUAAACUGGCCCAACUUGUAUAUCCUCCUUUAAACACGAUAAAACCGCUUUGUUUAGCUCGAAAUAGGCCUAGAACUCUGCAUAAUCCUUCCUAAAAUCCAAGAUUUCACUUUUGCCUUCACUAAAACCUUAAUUUACCUCUUUAUAGUAUGAUAAGGAACCAAAAUUAUUCACAAGAAAACAGCCAAAUGACUAGAGAAGCCCCUAUGUUCCCUGCUGGAAUGCAGUACCUCCCAGUGAGGAGAAAGAAAACCGUAGGAAGGUGGACUACAGAAGAACAUGCCCAGUUCAUCAACUGCUUGAAAACAUACGGCAAAGACUGGGAUAAAUUAGACGAAAUGAUACCUACAAGGAAUAGUCUCCAGAUCAGAUCACAUUGCCAGAAGUACUUCAAUAGGAUCAAGAAGGAUUAUAACACCAAUAACCCAAUGGAAUAUAUCUUGAAGAACAUGUGUGAUGUAUCACCCUUUUACAAGUUUGAUAAGUCCAAAUUUGACAAGAAUAAGGAAGAAGAUGAGGCUAUGAUUCCUGCUCAUCAGAAUUAUACCGAACUCAAGCCAGCUCCAGCCCCAGAGGGAUAUGGAAAUCUGAAGCCAGCUCCAUUCACUGAGGGAUAUGAAGAGCUUAAUAAAGCUCCAGUUCCAGCUGAUAGAGAACAGUCUGCUUCAAGAUCUAGGGAGCAAACAUCUAAACAUAAAAAGCGACACAUAAAGUACCUCCAAAAGUACCACGAAGACUCUAGCAGCAGUGGCUAUUUUAAGUCCAAAGCUGACCGAAGCUGUGGCAAAUCGGAGUACUACCAAGUCAGUUUGUCUAAGAUGAAGAAACAUGCAGAGAAAAUCCAUAGGUCAAAGACAGAAGUUAGUGAUAAAGCAGAAUUGAUCACAAAGAUAAUCCAGGCUAGAAAAGAAAAAUAUGCAAGAAAUACAUCUGAAAAUACGAAGAGUAGCAAAGGAACUAAGAUUGAACUUAACAACACUAGCAUGCUUAUCCAAGGAAAUAAGAUUGAAAUGAAAAUACCAUGUAAAAUGAUCAGAUGAUCAGACAAUACUCAGGCAAUCGUCCCAUCUCAGCCAUCUAAGAUUAUUAUCAAGCCUCUAUCUUCCCUACAACAAUUGAUUUAUAACUCAGAAGCGGGAAGUUUCGUACCUGAGCAACCACCAAUGAAAAGAAUGAAGGAGAUCUCGAACAUGAGUUGAGGAAACCUGCAGUCAAUAAGCACAAACUUCACUAGAAACUCCAACGAAUCCGUCUCUCAAGGCAAUUUCAACCCAAUGCCUUACAUCCAGCUAGCCAUGCAGUCCUACUGCACUUGAUUUUACAACACGAAGGCUGAAAAAGGUUCCUAACUCAGAGUAGGUUCCACACCAAUAACAGAAACUAAUUGAAAAUUUUGAUAAGAUUUCUUUC